AAUUAGUGAACAUAAAGAAUAAUGGACAGAAUUCCAAAAAUAGCAAACAUGUUAAGAAUGAACGACCAGGAUGAUGAAAUCACAAACGAUCCGACGGAAGAUCUCAAUCUCUUACGACUAGAGUCUACCCAGACAAUUGAAUCGAUAUUGUCAGUCCAACCAAUGAAGAAAUAGACUCUCCUCCGUUCCGAAGUUCAGAGGUACCAGAAAGACAAUCCGAACCAAGAAGAUAAGGAAGUACUCUCGGAAGAAGAUCGAUCGAGUGCGCAUAAGCAUCGAUGAAAUCGACGAAGAGCCUGCAGAAGAGCUCACAGAUCAACAAAAACUCAUGAAGGAAACCUUCAAUCUUGAUCUUAAUAAUAUGCCUCCGAAUAGCAACAAUAGGGAGAUCCUUGAUUUCUCUCCUGAAAGACAUAGAGACAAGUGGAAGGUGAUCUAUAAUUCAUUGUUUAACUCUGAGAAUGACAAAGGGCUUAUCAUGAAAAGAUUCCUUGAUUACCAAAAGAGACUUAAGAAUUGUAAAUAAACAAGUUGAAAAAUCUCCAACAAAAAGGAAACGGCUUCUUUCCUUAAUGGAUUCUUCUGAUAUUCAAACUGCUCAAGAUAAAGAUGACAAGACAUCUAGCAAGGGUAGAAAGAGUGCUAGCCGUAGAGGCUCUAUUAAGCCAACAGCAACAGAGAAAGGUAUAGACCAUUUUAUUUCUGUCAGAAAUAUUACCCAAAUGAGAGAAAAGAUUGAUGAGCUUUCUAAAAACUUCGAUAAGAAUGAAGUCAAAGAGUUCAAGAGACUUAUUGGUAUCAAAACUCAUAACAAGACCUCAAGAAGCUGUCUUCAGCAUACAAAGAUUCAAUCAAGAAUUAAGGCAGAAAUAAUAGCUCACAAUCGAAAUAUCCACAAGUUCAACUACCACUGUAGCUCCUCAAGGCAAAAAUCUAAGAGUGCUUUCAGGCUUUCAGGAGGACUAAUUGAUUUGAAAAGGAUACCAAAGAAUUCCUAUAACGUUUCCCAAGAAAUAGUUGGUGGGGUUGCAAACCUUCAACAUAUUAGAAACCAGAAUGAAUACCUCCAGAGCCAGGGUAAGAUUCUGAAGGGAUUUCGGAAUGUCCCAAACUCAAGUCUGUUUAUAAACAAAGACACUUCCAUCUGUUCAUGGAAAAACUGCAGUCAGGAAUUUCAGCAGAAUAAGUGAGUUGAGAUAGACAAGUUUAGCAAUUGUUUGAGAAAAGAGCGGAAACCUUCCAAGUUCAUUGAUCCAAAAGGGCAAAAUAAAAACAUCGGAAUUAUUAGAGCCAAAUCCCAGAAUAUGACUCGCUCAAACCUUGCAAGCGGUAAAGCAGUCGUUGAUUUAUCAUCAACCUUUAAAACCCGCUCGAAGGCUGCAGCUAAAAAAUCCAAGAAAAGAUAUUGUUCUAAGAAUAACAGGCAGCUCUCGAAGUUACUCAAGAAUAUAAGAAAUGAGCCCGAUCUUGAAUUACGGAAAAUGAUGGAGAGAACUGUUGGUGGAAUCAAACUAGGCAAAUCUCUAAAACUACAUAAAGACUCCAAGUACAAAAUCAAUCAGCAAAAAUUAAGAAAGAUCUCUAUCCUUAGCUAUCAUCAGAACCACAACACUUCAAAGACAUAA
Messenger RNA from Moneuplotes crassus, 1625 nucleotides. NCBI's taxonomy places the organism in Eukaryota, Ciliophora, Spirotrichea, Euplotida, Euplotidae. The record is from the annotation of a GenBank genome assembly.